Messenger RNA from Notolabrus celidotus (New Zealand spotty), 1253 nucleotides. It is a transcript of the gene mef2d, whose product is annotated as myocyte enhancer factor 2d. The transcript is spliced from 6 exons. Bases 564 to 1253 code for a protein of 229 amino acids. Gene Ontology annotation, molecular function: DNA-binding transcription factor activity, RNA polymerase II-specific; protein dimerization activity; RNA polymerase II cis-regulatory region sequence-specific DNA binding. The record is from RefSeq and is a predicted model, not a curated record. Gene Ontology annotation, biological process: positive regulation of transcription by RNA polymerase II; cell differentiation. Lineage: Eukaryota; Metazoa; Chordata; Actinopteri; Labriformes; Labridae.
CUGUCACUCAUAAAGCAAUGCCACAGGAUAGAUUAGGCACCAUUUGCUAGAACUAAAUAGUUACCUUGUACUGCAAGUAGGGAGAAAUUUUUGUUGUUAAUUGGUAGCCCACCGCGCGCGCCGCAGAGUCACUGCCCGGCCACGCUGAAAGCUCCUGCGCGCGCGUUGAAUGCAGCAAAGUGUGACGUUUGAAUCUCGCGUUUCAUCAAACAGAUGUGGAGACACUGCUCGGCUGCCCAGCUGAGGUGAAGGGGAGGGCAGAGGAUCCCCAACCAGCCCGUGUGUGGAUGACCUUCCCCCCGGAAACAGGACCAUGAUCUGAAGAGGGCGCCGUACGCCAAACCCUGUUCUUCCUCCUCCUCCUCUUCCUUAUCUUUUUUCUUUUUUUUUCUUUUUGUAACUCAUCCUGGUGACAGCGCUCUGAGCGGGAUCACGGAGAGGACAGACUGACAGACAGACGGAAGGAGAUUUAUUUAAGGAGUAAGAAACGCUACGACAGCCAUCCGUGACCUCUGACCCCCCCGCCGCUCUCCCCAGGAACCUCCCACCGCCACACCGGAAACAUGGGGAGGAAAAAGAUUCAGAUUCAGAGGAUCACUGACGAACGCAACAGACAGGUGACGUUCACCAAGCGGAAGUUCGGCCUGAUGAAGAAGGCGUACGAGCUGAGCGUCCUGUGUGACUGCGAGAUCGCCCUCAUCAUCUUCAACCACUCCAACAAGCUGUUCCAGUACGCCAGCACCGACAUGGACAAGGUCCUGCUCAAGUACACCGAGUACAACGAGCCGCACGAGAGCCGGACCAACGCGGACAUCAUCGAGACGUUGCGAAAGAAAGGCUUUAACGGCUGCAACAGCCCCGAGCCCGACGGCGACGACUCCAUCGACCAAAGCCCGCUAAACGAAGACAAGUACCGCAAGACCGAAGACCUGGACAGCCUCUUCAAACGCUACGGCUCCACCGUCCCACAGCCCACCUUCUCCAUGCCCGUCAACGUGCCAGUAUCCAAUCAGAACGCAGCAGCCGCAGCCGCCCUCCAGUUCAGCAGCAACCCAGGCGGCGCCCUGGUCACCACCACCUCCUUCGUCACCUCGGCCCUCACAGACCCACGCCUCCAGUUGCCGCAGCAACCAGUUCUGCAGAGGAACGCCGGGUCGCCUGGGUUACCACAGCGACCAGCCAGCGCAGGUGCUCUGCUAGGAGGAGAUCUGGGGAAUUCAAAUGGAGCGUGCCCGAGUCCAGUCCGUAAGUAG